Messenger RNA from Hypanus sabinus (Atlantic stingray), 1278 nucleotides. RefSeq names its product zinc finger protein 420-like. The transcript has 2 exons. The record is from RefSeq and is a predicted model, not a curated record. Gene Ontology annotation, molecular function: DNA-binding transcription factor activity, RNA polymerase II-specific; RNA polymerase II cis-regulatory region sequence-specific DNA binding. The coding region runs from base 1 to 1212 and encodes 403 amino acids. Gene Ontology annotation, biological process: regulation of transcription by RNA polymerase II. NCBI's taxonomy places the organism in Eukaryota, Metazoa, Chordata, Chondrichthyes, Myliobatiformes, Dasyatidae.
AUGCCGUUUACAAGCUCAGACUGUGGGAAGGGAUUCACCCAGUCAUCUCAACUGAAGGAGCAUCAGCGAGUCUACACUGGGGAGAAGCCGUUCACUUGCUCUGAAUGUGGGAAGGGAUUUGCUCAGUCAUCUGAACUGAAGGUACAUCAGCGAGUUCACACCAGUGAGAGGCCGUUCACCUGCUCAGACAGUGGGAAAGGAUUCGCUCACUCGUCCAACCUGCAGAGACACCAGCGAGUUCACACUGGGGAGAGGCCAUUCACAUGCUCUGCAUGUGGGAAAGGAUUCGCCCAGACAGCUCAACUGAAGUUACAUCAGCGAGUCCACACUGGGGAGAGGCCGUUCACUUGCUCUGACUGUGGGAAGGGAUUUGCUCAGUCAUCUGAACUGAAGGUACAUCAGCGAGCUCACACUGGGGAGAGGCCGUUCAGCUGCUCAGAAUGUGGGAAAGGAUUCAUUCGUUCAUCUCAACUCUUCAGACACCAGCAAAUUCACACUGGGGAGAAACCAUUCAUCUGCUCAGAACAGAAACCAUUCACAUGUUCUGAAUGUGGGAAAGGAUUCACCCAGUCAUCUCAACUGAAGGAGCAUCAGCGAGUCCACACUGGGGAGAAGCCCUUCGUCUGCUCAGAAUGUGGGAAAGGAUUCACUCGGUCAUCUAGACUGAAGGUGCAUCAGCGACUUCACACUGGGGAUUGGCCAUUCAUCUGCUCUGAAUGUGGGAAGGGAUUCACUCGGUCAUCUAGACUGAAGGUGCAUCAGCGAGUUCACACUGGGGAGAGACCAUUCACAUGCUCUGAAUAUGGGAAAGGAUUCACCCAGUCAUCUCAACUGAAGGAGCAUCAGCGAGUCCACACUGGGGAGAAGCCCUUCGUCUGCUCUGAAUGUUGGAAAGGAUUCACUCGGUCAUCUCAACUGAAGUUACAUCAACGAGUUCACACUGGGGAGAGGCCAUUCAUCUGCUCUGAAUGUGGGAAAGGAUUUGCUCGGUCAUCUAGUCUGAAGGUGCAUCAGCGAGUUCACACUGGGGAGAGACCAUUCACAUGCUCUGAAUGUGGGAGGGGAUUCACUCAGUCAUCUCAACUGAAGUUACAUCAGCGAGUUCACACUGGGGAGAGGCCAUUCAUCUGCUCUGAAUGUGGGAAAGGAUUCAGUCGUUCAUCUCAGCUCUCGAGACAUCAGCAAAUUCAGAAUGGGGAGAAACCAUUCUGAGGAAAUGCGGAUAUAUGAAAAAUCAUUUUGAACCGAAGUAACCUCUAGAUAAAAGAAUAAUUAGGA